Molecule: messenger RNA, 687 nt
Organism: Acanthosepion pharaonis
Lineage: Eukaryota; Metazoa; Mollusca; Cephalopoda; Sepiida; Sepiidae
Source: the annotation of a GenBank genome assembly
AUGUCUAUUUUCCCUUCUUUCUUUCUUUCUUUCUUUCUUUCUUUCUUUCUUUCUUUCUUUCCAUUAGUGGAAUGGAUUGUAGCCUAUUGGACUCGCACUAACAAGAGAUCACUUGUACAUGUAAGCGGAGUCUCUUCCAGAAGUUAUCUUUCUUUCUCUGUUUCUUUUUUCUUUUUUCCUUCUGUUCAUGCCUCUCUAUCUCUCACACACACAAUCCCCCUCUCUCUCUCUCUCUCUCACACACACACACACAAAAUCCACCCCUCUUUCUUUCUUUCUUUCUACAUAUCUAUCUCUCUAUCUAAGUCUGUUCACAUCUACCUACAUAUUUCUGUCUGUUCAUAUCUAUCUAUCUAUCUAUCUAUCUAUCUAUCUAUCUAUCUAUCUAUCUAUGUCUGUUCACAUCUAUCUAUCUAUCUAUCUAUCUAUCUAUCUAAGUCUGUUCACGUCUAUCUACAUAUUUCUGUCUGUUCACAUCUAUCUAUCUAUCUAUCUAUGCCUGUUCACAUCUAUCUACAUAUUUCAGUCUGUUCACAACUAUCAAUCUAUCUAUCUAUCUAUCUAUCUAUCUAUCUAUCUAUCUAUCUAUCUAUCUAUCUAAGUCUUUUCACAUCUUUCUACAUAUUUCAGUCUGUUCACAUCUAUCUAUCUAUCUAUCUAUCUAUCUAUCUAUCUAUCUAUCUAUGA